Messenger RNA from Colletotrichum scovillei, 315 nucleotides. RefSeq lists its product as uncharacterized. Lineage: Eukaryota; Fungi; Ascomycota; Sordariomycetes; Glomerellales; Glomerellaceae. Bases 1 to 315 code for a protein of 104 amino acids. The transcript has 2 exons. The record is from RefSeq and is a predicted model, not a curated record.
AUGAAAGCUCGGAAUUCAUCGGCUUGGGUGGUAGUGUGGUGUAAGUUUUUCCCCUUUUCUCUUUGGGCCUCGGAGCCUCUCUCGGUGGAAUGUAGGCACUGUCGCAUUGGAAGACUUUUCGGUUCAUCCUUUCGACGUUGUUACUACAUCUCGAGUGUUGUUCAUCAUUUAGAGGCAGGUUCGGCACUCGUGGUGGCCGCAGGAUGGGCACGAGUUGCUGAUGACGAUCAUGCUUCCGCACUUGCAGCAGGAGGGAGCGACGGGCAUGUUGGCGGCUUGUUUGUUGAUGUUGGUGUAGUUGAUGAUGGUUUGUGA